AUGACACAUGCUGUGAAGUCUCGCCAAGAAAGGAUUCUCUCACUCUUCUUGAAGAUAAGCUCAACCAAUGAGUUGUCAUUAGUGCCGGCGCCUACACCGGAAGAAGCAGACAAGAUGAUGCUCGCAGCAGCGAAGUACGACUCUGAUUUUGAUGCUGCAACUUAUGUCUCCGGAGCAACUUUUCAAAUGCAAAGAGAACUCCAAUGGUUUAACGCUGUGGAAAGGUGGCUUUUCCCUAAUUUUAGAACCUUCAAACACGAAGGGAAAGCAUACUGGCAAAUAUUCACAGAAGAGCACGGAGUGUUGCUUGAGAAAGGAGAGAAAUGGGUCAAGCACACAGCAGAUAAAUGUAUGCUCGUCUCAACUCUAAUUGCCACAGUAUUGUUUGCUGCUGCUUUCACUGUACCCGGUGGCAAUAAUGACAAGACUGGAAUCCCAUUGUUGUUAGGUCGGGACUCUCUCCUAAUUUUCGCAAUUUCAGAUGCAUUAGGUUUGUUUUCUUCCGUGACAUCUAUCUUGCUAUUCUUGGCCAUCUUAACUUCUCGGUAUGAUCCAGAAGAUUUUCUUGACUCAUUGCCUAAGAAGAUCAUUAUGGGCCUUGUUUUUCUCUUCCUCUCCUUGGCUUUCAUGCUGGUGGCAUUCGCUGCAACUCUCAUAAUUGUGCUUGAUAAGAGACUGGAGUGGGUUCUCAUUCCCAUCACUCUGCUGGCCUUUGUCCCCGUGAUUUUAUUCGUAUUACUACAGCUUCCCCUGCUAUACCAAAUGGUUAAGUCCACUUAUGGACCCAGUAUCUUUUGUCCUGAGAGCAUAUGGGAGUGA
Eucalyptus grandis is the source of this 819-nucleotide messenger RNA. RefSeq lists its product as uncharacterized. NCBI's taxonomy places the organism in Eukaryota, Viridiplantae, Streptophyta, Magnoliopsida, Myrtales, Myrtaceae. The transcript has 2 exons. The record is from RefSeq and is a predicted model, not a curated record. The coding region runs from base 1 to 819 and encodes 272 amino acids.